AUGGCGACUAAACAAGCGACGAGACAGAAUCAAGCUAUCACUUUGAAAGGCUCUACAGCUUUGGUAACAGAGUUUUUCGAGUAUAGUGUCAAUUCGAUUCUUUAUCAACGUGGUUUAUAUCCAUCCGAUGAUUUCCGUAUGGUAAAGAAAUACGGUCUACCAAUGCUAGUAACAGCCGAUGAUUCUCUCAAAGAAUAUUUAUCCACCAUCUUAUCUCAAGUUCAACAAUGGUUAUUAUCAUCAGCUAUAAAUCGUUUAGUAUUAGCUAUCAAAAGUCUUGAGACUAAUGAAACUGUUGAAAGAUGGCAAUUCGAUAUCCGAAAAGAAGAGGAAGAUGAUGGUGAUAAAGAGAAUAUACCUGAAGAUAAUAAGAAUCAAUUGGAAAAAAAGAAAAAAAAGGUUAAAACUGAAAAAGAAAUACAAGGUGAGAUAAGGGAGAUUAUGAAACAAAUCACUUCAAGUGUUACUUUUUUACCUAUAUUGGAUGAACCUUGCACUUUCACACUUCUCGCAUAUACAAACGAUAGUCCAGACGUCGCUAUACCCUCCACUUGGGGAGACGCAGAUCCUCAUUUGAUAGAUAGAGGAAAAGUGGAACAAGUUCGUCUUCGGAGUUUCAGUACGGAUGUCCAUCAUUUAGAGGUGAGAUAUUUUACCCUCUCUUUCCAUCUCAAUCACCACUCGCAUCUCAUCUUGACCACCGAUUGA
Molecule: messenger RNA, 708 nt
Organism: Tremella mesenterica DSM 1558
Lineage: Eukaryota; Fungi; Basidiomycota; Tremellomycetes; Tremellales; Tremellaceae
Exons: 5
Coding region: 1-708 (235 amino acids)
Biological process (GO): mitotic spindle assembly checkpoint signaling
Cellular component (GO): nucleoplasm; cytoplasm; kinetochore
Source: RefSeq, a predicted model, not a curated record